AUGGACAAUUUAACGAUUUAAAAUAAUGCCUGUAUUAAGAUUUAAAAAUUAUGGCGUUCAUAUACAAAUAGGAAAAUAUAUAAAUAUUAUAACAAUAUCAUUUUAUUUAAAUGCAAAGGAAAUCCGGCAAGAUUAUUAAAAGCAAUAAAUCCUUUAGAAGCCUAAUUAUUAGAAACGGCUUCAAACGUUCAUUUAAGAUUUAGAUUAGGCGGUGAAACGUUUCCACCAAAUAUUUAUUAUAAAAUAUAUACACAUGGGGCAUUAUGUGAUAUAAACAGUUACGCUCCAAGAGAUUAUUCAGUAAUAUAGAGAGAUUAGAAUGAUUAAAAUAGAAAAAUAAAAUAUAAGCAAUACAUAUAAAAUAAAGAUAAUUAUUAAAGUUAAGGAUGGUAUUUGAGAAUAGAUAAUAAUGGAUGGAGACCAAUUUCUCAUAAAGUAUUUAUUAAAACUGAUUACGUAGAACUUUUUUCAGCAAAUAAAAUUAAAUAUUAUCAUUUUAAAAAAGAAAAAAGAAAUGAAAAAAUUUAGAAGAAAUAAAGAUUGAAUAAGUUAAGAUGGAUUUAAAAUAUGUAUAAAAAUGCCAGAAUAGAAGAAGAGUAAGAACUUGAAUAAAAAAAAUAAAAUAAUUAAAAUCAAAACCAAAACCAAGAAGAAGAUGAAGAAAAUUUAAAUAUCCCCAAAGAUUUUAAUCCAUUAAAAGAUCAAAGGUAUAUAGAUUUAAAUGAAGAUUAAUUUAAUAAUGAGGUAAAAGAUUUAAUCGAAUGGUCUAAAAAUUUAGAUUUUGACGAAUAUAUUAAAGAUUGGUUUUAAUUAUCAACUUCAAAUGCUUCAGAAGCAUUUGUGGUAAGACCUAUAAAAAAUAAUUUAGUUUUUAGUUCAAUAGAAGGACAUGAAAAUUCAAUAAUAAAAGAUAAAAAUAUUACUAACAAAAUAGAUUUUGUAAUGACGUAAUAUAUAGAUAAAUGA
Ichthyophthirius multifiliis is the source of this 966-nucleotide messenger RNA. RefSeq lists its product as hypothetical. Gene Ontology annotation, molecular function: protein binding. NCBI's taxonomy places the organism in Eukaryota, Ciliophora, Oligohymenophorea, Hymenostomatida. The record is from RefSeq and is a predicted model, not a curated record. The transcript is spliced from 5 exons.